Messenger RNA from Anguilla anguilla (European eel), 3413 nucleotides. Its product is annotated as neurocan core protein-like. Gene Ontology annotation, molecular function: hyaluronic acid binding; calcium ion binding. The record is from RefSeq and is a predicted model, not a curated record. Gene Ontology annotation, biological process: cell adhesion. NCBI's taxonomy places the organism in Eukaryota, Metazoa, Chordata, Actinopteri, Anguilliformes, Anguillidae.
ACGGGAGGCGGAAUUAAUGAAUUCCAUUGACUGUUUAAAUCAGAUACCCCCUCCCCAUUUAAUCGGUCCAACCCUAAACCUCUCACUUCCUUUCUAUGUCCGUCGACUCCAGUGGAAGGACAGUGAGCUUCGCCUGUCAUCGCCCUUUUGUUAAAUAAGGCUGUAUUCCACGAGGAACCGCCGUACUCCAGACUGCGUGCGCCUUUCGCGAGAGCAACCCUGCCGCUUAGAUGGAUACAGAUAGCCUACGUGUCGUCUCAGCUUCGAAAAUAAAAUAAAUGUUUUUGGUGCAUGCGCUUUUAAACGUGCGCCUUGUUUUACUUUAUUUCUUUUUUUUACUCUUCAUUUAAUAUUUUCUUUGAAAAAACAACAACCACAACGUAAAACUGCGGUCUCAUAACGCUGCCUCACGGUACGAUACUAGCUCUGAAACACCUGCACCGAAGACCGACCAACCUUCGCCUGAACCAAGACUGCUUCGACUUCGCAUUCCGGAGGAUUUGACUGGUGUACGACAGCGUCACAUAUCUCAUAUCUAAAAGGUCCAGGAUGAUGGGCGUGGCCCUGGGCGUGGUCCUGGGCGUGUUCGCAGGAAGGCCUGUUUUCCUCUCCGUCGUCCUGCUCCUCGCAGUGACGCUGGGCUCCGGUUCGGGGCAGCCCCAGGUGAGGGAGCACAGGGUGACCCGCCAGCCCACGCGGGAGCGGCUCGGGGGCGACGCCCUCCUGCUGUGCUCCCCGCCCCCCUCCCAGCAGCAGGACGGCCCCGUCCAGGACCCGCCCACCGUCAGGUGGACCAAGGCGUGGGGGCAGCGGGGGGGCGACGACGGGGAAGCCCCGCAGGAGCAGUCCGUGCUGGUCGCCCGGGGCAACGUCCUGGAGGUGACCAAGGCCUUCAUGGGGAGGGUGUCCCUGCCCGGUUACCACGGCAACCGCUACAACGCCACGCUGGCGCUGGUCGGCCUGCGCUCCAGCGACUCGGGCGUGUACCACUGCGAGGUAACCGUGGGCGACGAGGUGGAGCACAACACCGUCCCGCUGGAGGUCAAAGGGCUGGUGUUCCAUUACCGCUCUCCGCGCGGCCGAUACGCCCUGUCCUUCGCGGACGGCCAGCGCGCCUGCCUGCAGAACUCCGCCGUCAUCGCCACGCCCGCCCAGCUGCUCGCCUCCUUCUACGACGGCUACGAGAACUGCGCCGCCGGCUGGCUCUCCGACCAGACCGUCAGGUAUCCAGUCCAGUCACCGGGGCCUGGUUGCUAUGGAGACGGGGACGACUCACCUGGCGUGAGGAGCUACGGUGGCAGGGACGCGGACGAGCUGUACGACGCGUACUGCUUCGCCGCGGAGAUGACAGGUGAGGUGUUUUUCUCCUCUGCCCAGCAGAGGUUGACCCUCUCCUCAGCCCGGUCCCGCUGCAGGUCCCUGGGGGCGGAGCUGGCCACAGCAGGGCAGCUCUUCCUGGCCUGGCAGGCGGGGCUUGACCGCUGUGCCCCCGGCUGGUUGGCCGACGGCAGUGUCCGUUACCCCAUCAACCAGCCCCGCCCCGACUGCGGCGGAGACAAGCCCGGCGUUCGAACCCUGUACCGCAGCCCCAACGGCACCGGUUACCAUGACACCUCCGCCCUCUUCGAUGCGUACUGCCACACAGACUCCGUCGCCGGGCUGGCUGAUUGGCGGACGGGGACCCCGAGUCUCGCCGCUCGUAGACCGGCGGUGUUCUCGGGGGCCGGGGGCCCGUCGGCCCUGACGGGGGCCCCAGGCGGCUGGGUCAUGGGGAACGGCGGUCUGCCGCUCGGUGUCGCCGCCCUGGGGGACCCGCCCGGAGGUGCGCCGCCCGCUUUAGCGGCUGCCGUCGGUCACCGUAGCGAUCCAGGGAGUGCACCGCCGGGGCCGGAGGCGGUGGGAGGGGCCAAAGUGGAGGUCCCGCCCACCUCCCCAACAGACAAGCUGGAGAUCCAAUCGGGAUUGAGCAGGGAUCUGGAAGAGGAGGAGCCAGGUCGGGCCUGGAGAGAUGUGAUUGGCGGGUUGGACGGUCAGCAGGACCCCUCCCCCACCACGGAACGACCAACCGCCGAACCAGCCUCUGACCCGCCCGUGACUGUGACCGCGGGGUCCUCAGCUUCGCCAGAGGCCGAAGGAGAGCUGCCACCCGCUCAUCGCCGUGGCGACAGCGCGGAACCGCGAGCCGGCUCGGGCAGGAGCGACACCGGCCCGGGACAGCCCGUCUCAGAGGAGCAGGACCGCCGGAACCCCAAAACGUCCGCUGGGGGCACUCCGCCCCCCAGCCACGUGACCGUCCCUCCAGACCCCAGGCUCUCCUCUGAGGCUCCGCCCCCCGUGGACACCCUGGCCCCCUCUGAGGUUUCGGACACGCCCCCCUCCACCCAUCCAGCCACGGCCCAGCUCCCCGUCUCAGGUGCAGAAGACACGCCCCCCACAGCCACAGACACGCCCCCCCAAGCCCCAGGAGAGGACCGCCCCACCGGCACUGAGAACAGCUCCCUAAGCCCCGCCCCAGAUACAGGCGCCUGCCGGUCGAACCCGUGCCAGAACGGGGGCACCUGCAUCGACAAAACCGAGUCCUUCAUCUGCCUGUGCCUGGCCAGCUACGGGGGAGCCACCUGCGACAAAGACACUGAGGGCUGUGACCGCAGCUGGAAGAAGUUCCACGGUCACUGCUACAGGUACUUCACCCACCGGCACACCUGGGAGGACGCCGAGAGGGACUGCAGGGAGCACGGCGGGCACCUGGCCAGCGUCCACUCAGCCGCCGAGCAGGACUUCCUCAACGGUUUGGGGCACGAGAACGCCUGGAUCGGCCUGAAUGACCGCACGGUGGAGGAGGACUUCCAGUGGACGGACGACAUGGAGCCGGAGUAUGAGAAUUGGCGGGAGAACCAGCCGGACAACUUCUUCGCGGGCGGCGAGGACUGCGUGGUGAUGGUGGCCCACGAGGACGGGAAGUGGAACGACGUGCCCUGCAACUACAACCUGCCGUACAUCUGCAAGAAAGCUACAGUGCUGUGUGGACAGCCCCCUGCCGUGGACAACGCCUUCCUGAUUGGCCGGAAGCUUGCGCGUUAUGACAUCCACUCCGUGGUGCGAUACCAGUGCGUGGAGGGGUUCCACCAGCGCCAUGCCGCCACCACCAAGUGCCGCCCCAGCGGGAAGUGGGACACGCCCAAGAUGGUCUGCACAAAGUCCCGGAGACCGCACCGUUACCGUCGCCACCACCACCGGUCUCGCCGGGAGCGCAGGAAGCACAAGAGGGCUCACCAGGGCGGCGCGGAGGGCCACGCCCACGACUGAGGCCACAGCCAAUCCCGUCUCCCGCGCUCUCUCUCCGGCACCGCCCCCUGCUUUUCCCACCCCCCUCUCCCCCGUCCCUGUCCUGUAACAACUCCAACACCCAGCCC